AUGUCUAAUCUACGCCAUUUGAUGAAUUACGAUGAUGAUGAUAAUGAUAGCAGUAGCACUGGAAAUAAUGGUGUCAACAGCUACGGCACUCACAAGAGUGCCAAUAAUGCAUUCAGUAUAAAUAACCUCAUCAAUGGACCUGUACCAACCUCCACCAACGAAGAUCAAAUUGCACUUCCGAAACUAGAAUACAAUUACGCUACACCACAACAAAGCGCUAUAUAUGCUGGUGGUAGUGUUAGUGACAACAAUCAAGUCCCAACUAUCCAACCAGAACAAGCAAAUCUACAACCUACAGUAGUAGAAGACCAAAAUCAAACCACGCCGACAAAUCGUAUAUCGCAAGAACAAAUACUAGCCAGCUUUGAACGGAUCAAGACUCACUUUCCUGCCGCAAGAAUCAAAAAGAUUAUGCAAAGUGAUGAAGAAAUAGGUAAAGUCGCUCAAGCUACACCAAUUAUUGUGGGCAGAGCUUUGGAAAUAUUUAUGGCUAAUUUGGUUGAAGUAUCUGUCUUACAAGCUAAACAACAAGGCGUGAAGAGAAUAACUGCAUCUCAUGUAAAAUCGGCUAUUGAAAACACUGAACAAUUUGAUUUUUUGGUUGAGGCGGUUGAGAAGUAUCCCUCAUUGAAGAAUUAA
Molecule: messenger RNA, 639 nt
Organism: Lodderomyces orthopsilosis Co 90-125
Lineage: Eukaryota; Fungi; Ascomycota; Pichiomycetes; Serinales; Debaryomycetaceae
Gene: HFL2
Product: negative cofactor 2 transcription regulator complex subunit
Exons: 1
Coding region: 1-639 (212 amino acids)
Biological process (GO): transcription by RNA polymerase II; negative regulation of transcription by RNA polymerase II; positive regulation of transcription by RNA polymerase II
Cellular component (GO): nucleus; negative cofactor 2 complex
Molecular function (GO): transcription corepressor activity; RNA polymerase II general transcription initiation factor activity; protein heterodimerization activity
Source: RefSeq, a predicted model, not a curated record